Molecule: messenger RNA, 1986 nt
Organism: [Candida] anglica
Lineage: Eukaryota; Fungi; Ascomycota; Pichiomycetes; Serinales; Debaryomycetaceae
Source: the annotation of a GenBank genome assembly
CAAAAUGGACCCAUAUCUGUAACUCUAGGAUUAUAGCUGUCCAAGACUCCAAGUAAUAUUAAGAAUUGAAAGUAAUAGUGAAAGUGGACUUUCAGUAUUCCCUCGUAACUAGAUGUAUGUAUGGGUAUUCCAAGGGUACCGAUUUUAUGAGAAUUAUCAUCUUGUAGUUAGACAUUCUAUCGAGUAAAUCUCAAUAGAAUAUGUCACGAAAUCCACUUGUUUUAUUCCUAAGAUAUAAAGAUGAGAUUUAGCACUGUUUUGAAGCCCAUAUUGCAUUUUUUUUUGAUUGUGAAGGAUUGCAGCUAAUAUGUUCACGUGACUUGAAGGUUCUAGAGAGACUCAAUUCAAUAUAUUUAGAGAAACAAUCACGUUUGCCGUUAAAGAGUAUAAGUUAGUUUGCAAGACCAUUAAUUGCAAAAAACGCAUAAUACUAAUAAGAUAUCAAAUAUGUCAUAUCAAGUGGUUUAUGGGAUGAAAACAGUGAAGGUUGCUUGCCCAGCAACCUCUACUGUCAAUCAAUUGAUGGAACUUUCGAAGGCAAAGUUGAAACUUGAUACCAAUACUUUUAUUGAUUUAUCAUAUAAGAACCAAGUAUUAGACUCUCUGCUACCACUAAGAUUGACGAACGUCCCCAAUAAUGCCAAACUUACCCUUUCAAUUGCUACCUCAACACAGAAAGAAGUCACUAUUAAAGUAUUGGUUACAUAUCCUCCAACUAUUGUCAAUCAAAAGAAUACUUUUAUUCAAAAAAUCGAUAAUAAUAAAACCAUAAAAGAAUUGUUAAACCAUAUUGAAAAAGAUUCUGGUAUUAAGCUCUUAAACGUUAGCGAAGGUACUUCUGCUCAGUUACAAAUACUUAACCUGAAGAUCGAUGAAGUCAAUUUCAACACAUCUAAAAUCAUAAAUCUUGUGGGACACUCCACUACAUCUAUGGUCAUUAGACUCACAUAUAUACUGGCUAGCAGUAAAGCUGAUGGAUUAAAGAGAAAGGAAGAACAAGAUAAAAUAAAUCAACUACAAUUACAACAACAAUAUACUCGAAACCAAUUGAAACGUGAAGAAAAUGAAAGGAAAAGAGAACUCGAAGAAAGCACAGAGAUUGAAAGAAGUAAUGAAGAUGUUAAUAUGGAGGAAAAUCAGGAGAAGGAUAGCGUCGAAGCGUCAAUUAAUAAGAAUCAUAUCGAUAUUCCAAGUCAGAAUAAUACAUCCAAUGAAUCAACCAUGCAAUCUACUCCAUCUACUCAAUCAAUCGAGAAAACUAUUUCAACCAUUUCAGCUGAAAAUAUUGAACCCGACCAACCAAGUAAUACACCAGAAGAAGAAUUGGAUGAUCUGAUCUAUUUACCAUCAUCUGAACACAUUAAUCAUCAAUAUGAUCAUAAUGAUUCUGCAUAUGAAUUAACUGUUGCUCAAGCUCAAACAUAUCAUAAUCUCAUCACAAAAUCAAUGAGACCACAGAAACCCAAACCUAGAAACGUGCCAAUCACUAUUCCAGAACGUUAUCUAGUUCGAAUUAGAUUCCCAGAUAGAACUACUCUUCAAUUGAAUUUAGAAAAUGGUCCAACAGUGAAACUCGGAAAUCUUUUGAAGAAACUUGAUGAUUUCCUAUUACCACAACAUAAAAAUUCAUUCAAUUUAAAAUUUAGUUACCCUCCAUUUACAACAAUUCCUAUAUCAUUUUUGAAUAAUGAUAAAUAUUUACAUCAACUUAAAAUCUCCAAGAAUUCUUCAGAUAUAUUCACCGAACGGACGUCAUUAAUUUGGGAAUCUACUUCGGCAAUCCCUGGACCAUUCAUCAAUCAAGAAUCAGGAAGGGUGAAACAGAAUUCAGAGAGGGUUGAAGUUCAAUUGGAAAAUAGAAGAGGUGACCUACCAGAUGAACCUAAAGUAUCAAAUGAAUUAAAAGUAGAACCAAAUAGUGGAUCUUCUUCCAACAAGAAGGAGGUGAAGAAAGGUGUCCCAAAGUGGUUGAAAUUUAGUAAAUAA